Molecule: messenger RNA, 771 nt
Organism: Plenodomus lingam JN3
Lineage: Eukaryota; Fungi; Ascomycota; Dothideomycetes; Pleosporales; Leptosphaeriaceae
Biological process (GO): proteasomal protein catabolic process; ubiquitin-dependent protein catabolic process
Cellular component (GO): proteasome core complex; nucleus; proteasome core complex, alpha-subunit complex
Source: RefSeq, a predicted model, not a curated record
AUGUUCAGGAACAACUACGACAACGAUUCGGUCACUUUCUCGCCGCAAGGCCGCAUAUUCCAGGUCGAGUACGCGCAGGAGGCGGUCAAACAGGGUUCGGUGGUCGUUGGUAUCGUUAGCAAGACACACGCUGUGCUUGCAGCAAUCAAGAGGAAUGCCGAAGAACUCUCGUCGUACCAAAAGAAGAUCAUCCCGAUAGAUUCUCACUUUGGUGUCGCUCUUGCCGGUCUCGCCUCGGAUGCCCGCGUCCUCUCCAACUUCAUGAAGCAGCAAUCGCUCGCCUCGCGCCUGACAUACGACCGUGCCAUCCCACUGUCCGAGAUCACUUCUCGCAUUGCAGACCGCGCGCAGACCAACACUCAGCAAUACGGACGGAGACCAUACGGUGUUGGUUUACUGAUUGCCGGUAUUGAUGCCAAGGGGCCGCACCUGUUCGAGUUCCAGCCCAGCGGUGUCACACAGGAGAUGGUUGCUUGUGGUAUCGGUGCCAGGAGUCAAAUGGCCAGGACAUAUCUCGAGAGGCAUCUGGAUGAGUUUGAGGGCGCCAGCAGGGAGGACUUGAUCAAGCACGCGCUGAGGGCUCUGAAGGAGUCGCUCUCACAGGACAAGGAGUUGACCGUAGACAACACCAGUGUUGGUAUUGGCGGCAUUGGUGAGAAUUUCGCGCUCUACGAGGGACAGGACAUUGCAGAAUGGCUGGACACGACAUUUGAGAACCGGGAUGGAGGCGAUGAGGCCGAGGGUGGUGAUGCCAUGGAGACAGACUCAUGA